Messenger RNA from Periconia digitata, 1749 nucleotides. The record is from the annotation of a GenBank genome assembly. Lineage: Eukaryota; Fungi; Ascomycota; Dothideomycetes; Pleosporales; Periconiaceae.
CCUGAAUCCAGUUUCAUCAUUCAACGGCUUGCCAAUAUGGUGUACGAUUCUGAAAUCCUCAUAAUUGGGGCCGGUAUGUCGGGUCUUGGUCUCGCCGUCCAGCUAAUUCGAAAAUAUGGCAUUCGAAAUUUUGAAUUGGUCGAAAAGACUGACGAUGUGGGAGGAACCUGGUUUCAGAACAAGUACCCCGGAUGCGGUUGUGAUGUUGCUUCCCACUUCUACUCAUACUCGUUUGCCCUUAAUCCUAACUGGACUCGCAAGUAUUCUAUGCAGCCCGAAAUCCAUGCAUAUUUUCGAUCAGUCGCGGAGCAAUACCACAUUGUGGAGCACAUUCGCUUCCAUACUGUGGUUGAGAAAGCAGAGUGGGAUAACCAAGAUAAGACUUGGGUAGUCACAUUGUUUGAUCUGGAAUCGAAAACCUACAGAACACGUCGAACAAAGAUACUUGUGAGUGCAGUGGGUGCACUGAGUGUCCCCAAAGAAUGUCACAUCCCGGGCAAAGAUAACUUCCGGGGACUCAUGUUCCACUCUGCUAAUUGGGAUUGGACAUUUGAUUGGAAAGAAAAAGAUGUCGUCGUUCUUGGAAAUGGCUGCUCGGCAACUCAGUUCCUGCCCAUUAUGGCAUCUACCACCCCGGUUCGAAAGGUUACUCAAUUCUCGCAACAGGCGCAAUAUCUUUCGGAGCGUGAAAACCCAUACUACAGCUCUGCUUUCAAGGCAACUAUGCGUGAUGUUCCCUUGGCCAUGCGAAUCUACCGCGCCGUUCUCUACUAUCAGAUGGAACGAGACUAUGCUGGCUUUCCGAUAGAGGGCGGCAAGACAAUCCGAGAAGAGUUGAAGCGAGAGAACGAGAGAUACGUCAAAACAACAGCCCCAAAGCGAUAUUGGGAGGCACUCAUUCCGAAGACGGAAAUUGGAUGCAAAAGAAAGGUGCUGGAUACAGAUUAUCUGGCAAGUUUACACAAAGACAACGUGGAGUUGGUCCAUGACGACCCUGUUGAAGAGAUCACAGAGAAUGGGGUUAAGACUCGAUCCGGAAGGGAAAUAAGAGCUGACGCCAUUGUCCUCGCUAUCGGCUUCGCAACGCAGCAGAUGCUGUUUCCUAUGCAGAUUGUAGGAAGAAAAGGAGUGAGUCUGAACGAAUACUGGGAUACUACCACCCAAUCAGUAGCACAAGCCUAUCUCGGUACCUGCGUCCCGUCCUUCCCAAACUUUUUCAUUCUCAUGGGACCAAACACCACCACCGGUCACUUGAGCGUUAUCUAUACUGUCGAGUGCCAGAUCAAUUUCAUUCUUCGGCUUAUCGAUUCCCUUGUUCGCUCUCUUCCAUCUUAUCGUACGCGUCUCCUCCCGUCUCUGACGCCCUCGUUUCUCCGACCCGCGCCUAGAACCAUCGAGGUUACCCGCGAAGCUGCUCAACGUGAUAGCGCAUGGACACAAAAGGAAGCUCGGAAGUUGGUGUGGAAUAGCGGAUGUGUGAACUGGGCGGUAGACCAGAAGACUGGAUUGAACAAUAUGAUGUACCCCGACUGGCAGUAUCUAUUCUGGCUAAGGAGUGUGUUUUGGAAGAAGUCAGACUUUGAGUACAGAGACGAGAAGACUGGAGUGGUGGUGAGUAGGAGCAGUUCAGGUCUGCUGAGUCUUGCUGGCUUGAUGGCAGUCUCAUUAAUGGUUGGGAGCGCAGUGUGGGGAGGGGAAGGGGUGACAGAAGGUUGGAUCACCAAGUUCCGUUCCAGAGGAUUAAAAUAG